This is a messenger RNA of Suillus discolor, 534 nucleotides long. RefSeq lists its product as uncharacterized. The coding region runs from base 1 to 534 and encodes 177 amino acids. NCBI's taxonomy places the organism in Eukaryota, Fungi, Basidiomycota, Agaricomycetes, Boletales, Suillaceae. The transcript is spliced from 3 exons. The record is from RefSeq and is a predicted model, not a curated record.
AUGACCUCAAAAACCUCAAUCCCCACUGCGGACAACGAGAACUGGAGAAUGAACAAUCAUUCGAAAACUACCUAUGGACCAGAUCCUGAAAUUGUUUUGCGAACACCAUGUCGUUCCAGCUAUGCACCUAAUGAAGACACCCACAAACAAAUCAGAGUAUAUCUCUUCCAGGUUCUUGGAAGGCGGCGCAAUGAUCUUGCACUGCACUUGCCAUCUGUGAUGCCUCUGUGGGGGAAGAUGAGGAUAAUUAGUGGUGGUGAUCUGAUCAGGACCAAAUAUGCUCUGAGGGGCAUGAGCAAUUUCGAAGUCUCAUAUUCUGACGCAGGAGAAUCACGACCUGUUGAUGUGAUUGGUUAUGGCCAGCUGGACAAGAUUUCAAUUUGUGAACUCGGCGAACACAAAAUUUACAGGUUCCUACGCAAUACAACACUCAUCCUUGCACUUAUAACACCAUGCAACACUGAUGGAACAGAUGCAUUGAUAUCCCUAGUUGGAUACAAAGAGUUUGUUGCACCAGUAGUCACGGAUGUGUGA